AUGCCAGGGUUGAAAAACCGCACUACGUGGGCGCCACUUCUGCUGAAGACAUCCCAAAUCUCCUCCUGUGCCAAUGGCUGCUCGCUGGGCAUCACAGGUCAUCUCACAUAUGUGAACACUGACCCCGAACCUGUGGAGGGUGUGUUUGUGUAUCCUCUGGGGGAGAAGGAGGUUGUGGUGGGUUUUGAGGCAGUGGUGUCUGGCAGGUUGGUCAGUGUGGAGCUCCAGAGUCGUGGGAAGCUGGAGGACUGCUGUUUGGACUGCUGCCCUGGUUCGGUGCUGCAUAGCCAGUGUGGUCACAGUAAGGAGUGGGGAUGCUGUGGAGGAACAGGACUGGACAUACAGUGCUCCAACGGUCAUCUGUUGCUAGACGAGGACCUGGAGAGGAGUACAUUCAUUGUGAGCACGGGCCAAAUUGGACCUCUAGAAAUCGUGUCCGUUGUCAUCAGCACUACCCUUGAACUUCCUACACUUGAAAAUGGUGCAAUCCGUCUGGUGUACCCAACAGUGCUCACACCAGUAGUAAGAGCAAGGGUCCAGCCUGGAAAAAGUGAAAAUGGCACAAAAUCAGAGGAGAACAGCCCGACGAUGUGUUUUGGCAGUGUGUCUGGCAAGCAGGAGAGGAUGCUGGGAGUCGGGCAGCAGUGCACACACGCUUUGCUCAACAGCUCUGCCACAAACCUCUCGCCUUAUCAGCUCAGCUUCCAGCUGCUGGUUCGAGGAGCCUGUCUGCUGGCUGGUCUGGAAAGUCCCACUCAUGCCCUGCGUGCGGAUGCUGAUCCCAGUGCACAGUCUGCAUCUGCAACCUACAUCACAUUGGCCGAGGAACAUCAGUGUGACCGACAUCUGGAAAUAAUACUACACCUUAGUGAGUCUCACAGCCCGUUGGUCAUCCUGGAAAAGGGCCGGCUCACCUUUAGCGAAUAUGAGCAGCAGAUCCGGGCUCGGCGGGAUUUCAUUCGCUGUGCCCGAAAGGAGGUGGAGUCUGAGAAGAGACUGGAGUUUGUACGGAGACGCUAUCAUAAGGACCUGCUCUUGAACCCCGUCCUGAUGUUAAACUUCUGCCCUGAUCUGCUGUCCGAACCAACAGAACUGCAGCAGGCCAGCAGAGAGCUCAUCUUCCUGAUUGACAACAGCAACACAAUGACACAGCACAACAUCAACAGGAUCAAGGAGGGGAUGUUGGUGGCCAUCAAGAGUCUGCCGACCCGCACCAUGUUGAACAUCGCUGGCAUUUGCUCUACAGUCAGACCUCUUUUUAACUCCAGCAAGACUUGCACAGAUGUCACCGUGACUCAGGCACUGGAGUUCAUCCAGAAGCUGCGAUCAGAUCAUGGAGCUGUUAACCUGUGGUCUGCUCUGUCCUGGGUUUAUCGACAGCCCGUCCACCGCAGCUGCCCACGACAGCUCUUCAUCAUCAUGGAUGGAAACCUCAGUAAUGUCGGACGUGUGAUAGAGCUGGUCAGAAGGAACGCCUGUAACGUCAGGUGUUUUGGUUUGGGUCUCGGUCCUCAGGCAUGUCGGAGGCUCCUGCAGGGCAUUGCGAAGGUCACAGGAGGAAGCACAGAGUUUCUCAGUGAGGAAGACAGGCUUCAGCCGAAGUUGAUUAAAUGUCUGAAGAAAGCUCUGGAGCCAGUGUUGAUGGAUGUACGGAUUGACUGGUAUGUGCCGGACAACGUCGAGGCCCUUCUGUCACCCAAUGAAAUCCCGCCGCUCUACCCUGGAAACUGUCUGAUUGGCUACUGCACUCUCUAUGAUGUGUCCGGAUUGAAAGCGCAGAAGAGUGAGCAGGUGAAGCCACGUGUACACAGAAGUCGUGCUGGUGGUUCAGCAGGAUCAGUUUUCGAGGUUUCUCCAUCCACCUCUGAACUCCUCCAGCCUCUGGUUCCAGCCGAGGAGCGAGAGAGAGAUGCUGUGAAAGAGUGUGGGGUUGAGGGAGACUUUGAGGAGGCCUUGAGGGAGAUUUCUAGAGAAAUCUCAUCUGAAUUCUCCUGUGCACAAGCCACUGAUAAUCCGGUCAGUACAGGCGGCGACACUGACUACAGCCCCAGUGAUGUGCGCUGGCGUAUUCAGCAGGAAUCAUAUGUUCAGGAUCAGUAUGUGCUCACUCACUGUUCUCUGAGCAGUGAUAAGGUCUUCUCGUCUGUUUCUCCCCAAGCGGAGAGCUCUGUACUGGGCAUGGGUUCACUGCCGCAUGGCCUGGAAAAAGUAGAGCCCACACAGAGCAGAGGCCUCUCGCGCUGGGAAUCUCCGUGGACUCAGAACAACACCUCUUCAGGAGACACAGAUCCGCCAUCAGUGAAGGCGGGGAAGCUUUUGGAUGAGUCUCGUCGAAGACAGAAGGCUUUGGCUCGCUCUGCUUUGGCGGGCCGGAGUUUCUCUUCUCCACAGGGUGACCUGGACAUGCACCGCCUGAGGAGGGCGCUAGAGAGGGUCUCAUUUGAGCAGGCUGUUGGGGGACGCCUGGAGGAGAGUGACACAGAAACACACAGCACUUCACGAGGAGGACUUUACAGACCCAGUCUCACAGACUCCAAUGGCCUCCUGUUUCCAGCUUCCCCACUAGACUGGGACACGUUCACCGACCCUGAAGGUCUGUUUUCAGCUGCUCCUCCAGGCGAGGCCCAGGCUUCAGGGGCUCAGUGUCGCUCAGUCAUUCAUGGAAUGCUCGGAGGAAGGCCUGUAUCCUGGGAGGUCAGUGUGGAUCUUUCUGUUUUGUGGGACACAGAGAGCUCAGCAAUCCUGCCAAACAGCACUGGACCCUGGGAUGAGAUUAUUCACCAGCUGACCGCACGAUCUGUUAUUAGAGACUUUGAAAACAUGGCGGAGAAAGAAACAGACUCUGAAGUUGAGAGAGGUCCAUUCAAGCGGUACAGAAUGAAAGCGAUCCAGACCAGUAAAAGCUGUGGAAUUGUCUGCAUGUACACAAGCUUCACUUCCACAGACACCAAUCUGAGAAAUCAAGCUCAAAGCAGAGACACACGACAAACAGGUGUGUGGUUUGCGACCAGACACAGCAGACGACAGAAAUUGUGUUCAGUGGGACUUGGACGCCCCUCCAGCAGAGGCAGUGAAGAGACAGAAGAUACACACACAUCUACAGACAGAGACGACACACCUGCAUCCCCUUGUAGCAUGACAUCUUGGGACAGCAGCACAGGAGGAAGUAUCAGCCCAUCAGCAGUGUCUUCUCGAUCUCAGCGAUCUAUGGAGAGCUUUUUUGGUUCCAAGUUCAAUCUGGGAAGACUGAAGGGCAAUAAUGGAAAACAAGCUCCCCUUAAACCUCACUGUCUUUCUGCAGAAACUGAGAGACACUUAGACACAGACAUGCCGGACUACUUGCCAUUGGUGCGCCUACAGCUUGCAUCAGGUGCAUUUCUGCUGUCCGAAUCAUAUUCCGAGUGCAUCCAGAUUCCCCUGGACCGCCUGAAAAGAGCGUCCCCAUACCUGAGCCACCGCAGCAGUCUGAGCCCACCUUUCCGUUGUACCUCACCACCCGCCUCCACCUCAGUGAGGCACAUGCAAGACUCGUGGUCUGACCCCUUGGAAGAAGGGUCUCCAAAACUGAUGGGUGGAGCCCCGCAGGCUGACAGUGGGCGAGGCUCUGAGACUGACAUGUGUGAAGGUGCGCCACUGGAUCCCGCAGAGGCUCAUGGAGACGAACAGGCCCAGAUGGACAUAGAGAGCUCAAGCUGGGCCACGGCGGUGGCUCUGGCCUGGCUUGAACACCGCUGUGCGGGAUUUUUCGUGGAGUGGGAACUAGUGGCAGCCAAGGCAGAUUUCUGGCUGAAGAGUCAAUCUCUACCUGAAGGUGUCGACUUGGCAGGUUUGAGGGCAGCAGCCAGGCAGCUCUUCCUGCUUUUGCGUCACUGGGAUGAAAAUAUCAAACUCAAUGUGCUCUGCUACAACCCCAAUAACAUGUGAGGAACUGCUAGUAAAGCCUUAAAGAUGAAGUUCAUAAGUCUUUGAUUACACCCAAGAAAAUGCAUCCAUUUUGACUGCUUAACUUCUUUAUAGCGAACACUGAACAGAAUUCAUCCAAGACAGGUGGGUCCAAUCCUGCUCCUGUAGGGUCAACAUCUUAAAGCAGGGGUGUCCAAACUCAGUUCUCGGGUCUUAAAUUGGAGUCGCUAAACUUAGCAGGUCAGCUGUCCAUUAGGAACAGGUUUGGACAACACAGAACUAAGGGAGUCUCAAUCAGCUUUCUUGUUCAGUAGUCGGAGAACUGAUUUUUUUAUAUAUAAGGAGCGUCUCAAUCGCAAAACUCAUCCAGUGCACUGAAAUAUUUGUGCCC
This is a messenger RNA of Danio aesculapii, 4294 nucleotides long. It is a transcript of the gene vwa5b2, whose product is annotated as von Willebrand factor A domain containing 5B2. Lineage: Eukaryota; Metazoa; Chordata; Actinopteri; Cypriniformes; Danionidae. The record is from RefSeq and is a predicted model, not a curated record. The transcript has 21 exons. The coding region runs from base 1 to 3924 and encodes 1307 amino acids.